This is a messenger RNA of Triplophysa rosa, 1067 nucleotides long. RefSeq names its product sclerostin domain containing 1b (gene sostdc1b). Lineage: Eukaryota; Metazoa; Chordata; Actinopteri; Cypriniformes; Nemacheilidae. The coding region runs from base 60 to 662 and encodes 200 amino acids. The record is from RefSeq and is a predicted model, not a curated record. Gene Ontology annotation, biological process: negative regulation of BMP signaling pathway; negative regulation of Wnt signaling pathway. The transcript is spliced from 2 exons. Gene Ontology annotation, molecular function: BMP binding.
AGGUAAUAUAUUAUUAUUCCCUAAACUUUCAAAGAGACUGUGACCCAAACACCACUGCAAUGCCCCUGAACACAUGCGAAUAUCAGCUGCUGUUUCUGCUCUGCUUUCUGAUGAAAAGCUGUCAUGCUUUCAAAAACGACGCCACUGAAGCGUUUCACGGGCGCGUGCUUUCAGACUCCCACGAGACUCCAAAUAAUGCCUCUUUAAAUCGAGCACGCAACGGAGGGAGACGCGCGGACCCUAGAGACCAAACCGAACAGCACCAGGUCGGUUGCAGGGAGCUAAGAUCCACUAAAUACAUAUCUGACGGCCAAUGUACCAGUGUGAACCCCGUGAAAGAGUUAGUAUGUGCCGGGGAGUGUCUCCCCACACACCUUCUGCCCAACUGGAUUGGUGGCGGUCACUACUGGAACCGACGGGACGCACAAGAGUGGCGUUGCGUCACUGACCGCACGCGCACCCAGCGCAUCAAACUGCAGUGCCAGGACGGCAGCACGCGCACCUACAAGAUCACCGCUGUCACAUCCUGCACGUGCAAGAGAUACUCGCGCCAGCUAAACGACUCCUCUCAUGCAUCUAAAAGUCCAUUGAAGGAUCAUCCUCUGCAGAAUCCAAAGAAGAAAAAGAGCAGAAAUAAAAACGCAAAGCCUAACCUUAAAUGAACCUCACACGUGUAGCGUGCAUAACGUCACAAUGAACUGAUACUGUUGUAGACUUUACAAGCGCAUCCCUGAUCCUUGAAGGAAACCGAAUCUGAACUACAAUUACACUGACUUGGAUUGCAACAAGAGCUGUUUUCACUUUUUUCCACAUAGACUCUUUAUCAUCCCUGUGUUGUAUGUUUUUAUGUUUAUAUGUGUGUGCUUUAUAGGAUGAUUAAUAUUUGUACAAACAUAACCAAAUUAUGUAAAACAAUUACAUCAGCAAAAUUUGGGAACUGGUUUGGAAAUAGAAGCAUUACUACAGCUAUAUAUACAUUUCAUAUUUACUAGUUUUAUAUAUUUUUAUACAAUAGCUAUAAUGAAUAUUUUUGAGUUCAAAUUUAUUGCAUGUAUAGAGUACAAUAA